GGUCGUUGUAAUUCAAUCGUCGUCGUUGUCACUUCUCAAAUCAAGUUCUUGGUGAGCUGAACCGGCACGGAUUUAAUUAAAUGAAGGCUAAACCCUAGCUUGACAAACACGCACAAACUCUCGCAUUCUUGUAUUUCAUUUAACCGUAUUCUGUCUCUUAGAUUUGUAUAAUGUUCUUCUUGUUCCGUACAAUUGAGGCUAAUCUUUGUCGCUUGCCAUUAGCGAUGGCGGGAAAAACGAAUGUUGUGAGAAACUGUUUCAAGGGUUCUAGAACUAGUAGUUGUGCGUCAAUUCAAUUUGGAACUCUUCGAUCAAUUCAAUUUGGAACUCUUCGAUCAAUUCAUUUUGGAACUCUUGAGAACUCAUCUGUUACAAGUUCUAUGAGCCAUCAGGAUGUUCACUUUGAGGGCAAUUCUAUUCAUGUCCAAGCAUUUACGUCUAGUCAAAGCCACUCAAAGCGUGAGAUGGAUACUGAAAAUGAGGAUUUUUCUGAAGGGUCGCCCAAUGUCAAACAAUUUCCUGGAAGGAAAAAGAGAAUUGAUCUGGGGUCAGAGCGCCGAAUAGGAAACGUGGAUUCAUCCCAACCUGGGAACUUAAGUGUUUCAAGUUCUAAACCUUUUCGGGACAAGGGCAAGCCUAAGUCCACUCGAGUAAAAACAUCUCCCUAUAAGAGCUGUUCCAAACAUGGAAUGGAUUAUAAGAAGAAGUUAGAUUCUUUUGAAGGUUUGGGUUUGUACGAACAUGGAAUGAGUUAUAAGAAGUUAGACUCUUCCAAAGGUUCGGGUUCGUUUAAUGUCGGACCAUUUGAUAUUUGUGUAUCCAGAAGUGGGCGUAGGCAUUAUAUAGAAGACAAGGAAAGCCAUAAUGAAGAGGAGCAGAUUGAUGACAGCAUUAGACAAAAAGUGUUGAGGCCUGGGAUGUUUCUUUUAAAACAAUACCUUAGCCUUACUGAACAGAUAGAAAUCGUGAAGACUUGUCAAGAACUUGGUAAGGGACCUGGUGGAUUUUAUCAGCCUGGUUACAAAGGUGGAGGAAAACUCCGGCUGCAGAUGAUCUGCCUUGGUCUUGACUGGGAUCCUCAGACACGAAAAUAUGAAAGACAGAGGCGUGUUGAUGGAUGUGAGCCCCCUCAUAUUCCUCAAGCAUUUAAUCAGUUCGUUCAGAGAGCAAUCUCGGAUGCACAUGCUCUGAUUAAAAAACAAUUACUAAUCAAUGUGGAAGACAUACUUCCUGCAAUGUCUCCAAAUAUAUGUAUUGUGAACUUCUAUAAUACCAGUGGGCGACUAGGUCUCCAUCAGGAUCGUGAUGAGAGCCGUGAGAGUCUCUGGAAAGGAUUACCUGUUGUAUCCUUCUCGAUAGGUGAUUCAGCAGAAUUCCUCUAUGGGGAUGAGAGGGACAUUGCCAAAUCAGAAACAAUUGAUUUGGAAUCAGGGGAUGUUUUAAUAUUUGGCGGUGAGUCUAGACAUAUAUUUCAUGGUGUGUCAUCCAUCAUCCCCAACUCAGCUCCUGGAUCUCUACUAGAACAGUCUAAUCUUCGUCCUGGCCGCCUCAAUCUAACCUUUAGACAGUAUUAAAAACCAUAAUAUCCACAGGUACAGCAGAAUUGAUUAAAUUGAAUGCAGGUUACAAAACUCAGCAUUCAUUCACAAUUAAGUAUGCAGGUUAGAACAUGUAUCUUGGUUGUCAUUUUGUAAUUCAUCAAAUGGAAGAACAGUGCAUUUUGUUGGUGCAAAAUGGUGAAGGCCUUUGUGGAAUAUUUCAUACAUUUUUCAUGUAAUACUGUCUUGCAUCCAUGGUCAAUGAGGCUGUUUUCAGCCAUCCCAUCAUCG
Pistacia vera is the source of this 1829-nucleotide messenger RNA. RefSeq lists its product as uncharacterized. Gene Ontology annotation, molecular function: broad specificity oxidative DNA demethylase activity; ferrous iron binding; oxidative RNA demethylase activity. The record is from RefSeq and is a predicted model, not a curated record. Bases 171 to 1574 code for a protein of 467 amino acids. Lineage: Eukaryota; Viridiplantae; Streptophyta; Magnoliopsida; Sapindales; Anacardiaceae. Gene Ontology annotation, cellular component: nucleus; cytoplasm. The transcript is spliced from 4 exons. Gene Ontology annotation, biological process: oxidative RNA demethylation.